Salmo salar (Atlantic salmon) is the source of this 781-nucleotide messenger RNA. Lineage: Eukaryota; Metazoa; Chordata; Actinopteri; Salmoniformes; Salmonidae. The record is from RefSeq and is a predicted model, not a curated record.
AUGGAUUUCCAAGACCAGAUUGGUGAUUGUGUUUGUCUGCAGAUCAAUGAUUACUGGUUCAUCUCUUCCUCACAGUGUCUCUGUGCUCCUGGAUGGAUAGGGGAGUUCUGUCAGUAUGGAGGGAACGCCUGCCUGAUCUACCCAGACAGCUGUAUGAAUGGGGCCACCUGCAUCACCUCAAGUCAACCCACGGCUCCCCCACAGUACAGAUGUAUCUGUAGCCCUGGUUACACAGGACCCCACUGUGAGACAGAAAUUAACCAGUGUUUCUCCAACCCCUGUCUGCACAAUGGGACAUGCUUGGACUCUGUUGGCUUCUACAAAUGCAGCUGUCCCCCAGGGUUUCUGGGCCAGAAGUGUGAGGUGGAUGUAGAUGCCUGUACCCUACCCAACACCACAUGCCCUAGAAACACACAUUGUCUGGAUCUGCCUGAUGGACUGAAGUACACAUGUCGCCUGCUGUGCCCACAGAACAUACAACUAUGUGCCAACGGAGGACGUUGUGUCUUGAACAACGCUAGCAGUUCCACCUGUGUCUGUGCACCUGGAUGGGCAGGACGUAACUGCCGCUUAAACAUCAACGAUUGUGUUCAGCACUGGUGUCAAAACGGGGCCACUUGUGUAGAUGAGAUUGAUGGCUACAGGUGAGUGCCUAAAUGAAUACCUCAACCAAAUUACAAAUGAACACAUUUUGUUCCCUUACCUUGAAAAACAUAACAUGAUAACCGAAAAGAGAACAUGGCAUAGAGGCAUCCCCUUGAAAAUAUCCCAUAUGUACAGA